AUGGUAAAGUAUAUACUGGUCACCGGAGGAGUUAUUAGCGGUGUCGGAAAGGGAGUUAUUGCGAGCUCCAUUGGUACAAUGCUCACACAUUGUAAGAUAAACGUGACAUCCAUUAAAAUUGAUCCUUACAUCAACAUUGAUGCAGGAACUUUUUCGCCGUAUGAACAUGGUGAAGUUUAUGUGCUGGAUGAUGGAAGUGAGGUCGAUUUGGAUUUAGGAAAUUAUGAAAGAUUCAUGGACAUAACCUUAAGAAAAGACAAUAACAUAACAACUGGGAAAAUCUAUCAACAUGUGAUUAAUAGAGAAAGACAAGGAGAUUAUUUAGGAAAAACUGUGCAAGUUGUACCUCACAUUACUGAUGCCAUUCAAGAAUGGAUAGAAAAAGUUGCUAAUGAAUCUAUAAGUCAAAAUUCAGAGGUGUUUCCAGAAGUAUGUAUAAUAGAACUAGGAGGAACAAUUGGUGACAUAGAAGGAAUGCCAUUCGUGGAAGCAUUUAGACAAUUUCAAUUUAAAGUAAAAAGGGAAAAUUUUUGUGUGGUGCAUGUUUCACUUGUUCCUCAGCCGAAAUCAACAGGAGAAGCGAAAACGAAACCAACUCAGGCUAGUGUUAGGGAAUUGAGAGGUUUAGGUUUAUCACCUGAUUUAAUAGUUUGUAGAAGUGAAGGACCUAUUUGUGAAGAAGUUAAAAAAAAAAUUUCAAAUUUUUGCCAUGUUCCUCCAGAACAGGUGAUAUGCAUCCAUGACUUAUCUUCUAUAUACAGAAUACCUUUAUUGAUGGAAAGCCAAAAAGUUAUUGAAUUUUUUAAUAACAGAUUACAAUUGAAUAUUUCACUUCCAUUACCAAAUGAUUUUAUGUUAAAUUGGAAAAAUUUAGCAGAUAGGAUAGAUCAGUCGAGGCAAAUUGUUAAUAUAGCACUUGUGGGAAAAUACACAAAGUUGCAAGAUGCAUAUGCAUCAGUCACGAAAGCUUUGCAACAUGCUGCAACUCAUAUCGGAUACAAGAUUAAUUUAACUNNNNGUUAUCCAGAUACGACAAAUCCUGUUAUUAUCGACAUGCCCGAACACAACGCGGGUCAAAUGGGGGGCACCAUGCGUUUAGGAAAAAGAAAAACUGUUUUCGUCGUCGAAAAUUCAAUUCUUAAAAAAUUAUACGAAAAUCGAUCUUAUAUUGAAGAAAGACAUCGUCACAGGUAUGAAGUCAAUAUUGAAUAUAAAGACGAUUUAGAAAAAGCUGGAAUGAUAUUUGUGGGACAAGAUGUCGAUGGGCAAAGAAUGCAAAUUUUGGAAUUGAAUAAUCAUAAUUAUUACGUUGCCACUCAGUUUCAUCCGGAAUAUCUAUCCAGGCCUUUACACCCGUCGCCGCCUUUUAUGGGAUUGAUAUUAGCUUCCAUUGGUAAAUUAAAUUUUUCUUCUUAA
This is a messenger RNA of Pediculus humanus corporis (human body louse), 1416 nucleotides long. Its product is annotated as CTP synthase, putative. The transcript is spliced from 9 exons. Gene Ontology annotation, cellular component: cytoophidium; cytoplasm. Lineage: Eukaryota; Metazoa; Arthropoda; Insecta; Psocodea; Pediculidae. The coding region runs from base 1 to 1416 and encodes 471 amino acids. The record is from RefSeq and is a predicted model, not a curated record. Gene Ontology annotation, biological process: pyrimidine nucleobase biosynthetic process; CTP biosynthetic process. Gene Ontology annotation, molecular function: CTP synthase activity; identical protein binding.